AUGCAGGAAUCACAGAAACAUAUAAUCCCAAAUGUUUCUCACGGAUGUGGAGAACAGCCUGUGGAAGAACCAGAGUCCUACUCUUGGCCUCCUAUCCACGGUGUUGACCACCAAGCAUCCUCUGAUGAGGUUAUACAAGGAACACAGCUUUCAGUUCAACACUUGGCACAGUACUGCACCCAUGAAUCUUCGUCAGGAACCAGUACUUACCACCCUGUUCACAGUUCUCCAUCUAGUAUAGGUUUCUCAGCAAAUGGAAGUCCAACAUCACAUCCAGAUUUGCAGAACUACCAGUCUUGUGGCUCUCCUGUCAACCAGUCGUGCUUAUCAAAUGAUACGGAUGACUUGGGGCACAAAAUGAGGGAACUGGAAAGUGUUUUGCUGGGAAAUGAUUUAGAUGCCUUUGAUAUGUAUGCCAUCACAGAUGAGCUUGGGCCUAACCAGCUUUCUUCAGAAGCAGAGAACCGGGAACAAAUGAUGGAGAUGAUCUCCAGAGGUGACUUGAAAGAGGUCCUUUGUGCUUGUGCGAAGGCAUUGGCAAAUAGUGAUAUGUCAACAACUGAAUUGUUGAUGUCAAACUUACGUCAGAUGGUGUCAGUUUCAGGUGAGCCAAUCCAACGAUUAGGAGCUUACAUUUUGGAAGGUCUUGUUGCAAGGUUGGCUUCUUCAGGAAGUUCUAUCUAUGCAGCCCUAAGAUGCAAAGAGCCUGCCAGUGCGGAACUCCUCUCAUACAUGCACAUACUUUAUGAAAUCUGCCCAUACUUCAAGUUUGGGUAUAUGUCAGCCAAUGGAGCGAUUGCAGAAGCUAUGAAGGAUGAAAGUAGAGUUCAUAUAAUUGAUUUUCAGGUAGCUCAAGGCAGCCAGUGGAUUACUUUAAUCCAGGCUUUAGCUGCUCGGCCUGGAGGACCCCCACAGAUUAGGAUCACGGGCAUUGAUGAUUCCACAUCAUCUUAUGCACGGGGAGGGGGACUUGGUCUUGUGGGACAGAGGUUGUCAAGGCUUGCAGAGUCAUGUAAGGUACCCUUUGAGUUCCAUGCUGCUGGAAUUUCUGCUUCUGAGGUUCAGCUUGAGGACAUUGAGGUUCGACCAGGAGAGGCAAUUGCAGUGAAUUUUGCCUUCAUGCUGCACCACAUGCCGGAUGAGAGUGUGAGUUGUCAAAAUCAUAGGGACCGGCUGUUGAGGCUGGUUAAGAGCUUGUCUCCCAAGGUGGUGACUCUUGUUGAGCAAGAAUCGAACACCAAUACAGCCCCUUUCCUUCCCCGUUUUGCUGAAACAUUGAACUAUUUCAGGGCUAUCUUUGAUUCAAUUGAUGUGGCUCUGCCAAGGGAGCAUAAGGAGCGGAUCAAUGUUGAGCAGCAUUGUCUGGCACGAGAAAUUGUUAACAUUAUAGCUUGUGAAGGGAUGGAAAGGGUAGAACGUUACGAGCUUCUCAGUAAGUGGAAGUCAAGAUUUAUUAUGGCUGGCUUUUCACCUUAUCCACUUAGCUCCUUAGUAAAUGGCACUAUCAAGACUCUACUGCAGAGUUAUUCUGAAAAGUAUACGCUCGAAGAGAGAGAUGGAGCUUUAUAUCUUGGUUGGAUGAAUCAAGUACUGGUUGCCUCUUGUGCAUGGAGAUAA
Molecule: messenger RNA, 1617 nt
Organism: Prunus armeniaca (apricot)
Lineage: Eukaryota; Viridiplantae; Streptophyta; Magnoliopsida; Rosales; Rosaceae
Source: the annotation of a GenBank genome assembly